Molecule: messenger RNA, 2024 nt
Organism: Lolium perenne
Lineage: Eukaryota; Viridiplantae; Streptophyta; Magnoliopsida; Poales; Poaceae
Source: RefSeq, a predicted model, not a curated record
GUCGAGAGCCCAUUUAUGGUUCAGUUCACAAGGUAUACCACGGUUGAAGAGGUGCCGGGCUUGGCAGAUACCUACCCAUUCUGCACAUACACCCUAACUGCAUUUUCGGAUAUCCCAGAUCCAAUUGGCCGUCCUGCGCGCUUCAUUGAUGUCAUUGGAAAGAUCGACAUGGUUUCUGACAUAGUCCCUAUUUAGUCGAUGUACCAAAAAACUGCUUCUAACACCAGGACUAUUAUAUUGAAGGACAUCAUGGGCAAGGAGCUUAGUCUUGUUCUCUGGGGUGAUCGUGCGCUCGAGUUUGAUGCGGAAGCAGUUCGUGCCAUGGGUGAGAAAGAGCCUGUCAUUGCUAUCUUUGUGGGAACACUAUCAAAGACUUCUCAUGGUGUCAAAAGCUUAAGCGGUGGUUCUGCCUGUCGCUGGUACAUUGAUGAGGAUAUACCUGAUAUCAAUAUGUUUCGUGAAAGGCUUGGGCCGCAGUUUGUUCCUUUGGCUGCCUAUGUUCCUACAGGGCCAGGUGCCAUCAUACCUCGUGUGUUCGAGGCUCCUAUUGAGAAGACCACAGAAGCGCUAAACGAUGCUGAUCCUUUCGUUGAUAUGGACAAAAAAUUCAUCUGCACUGUCACUGUUGAUAGGCUUGGUCCUGACCAGCGUUGGUGGCUUGCUUCGUGUUCCGUCUGCCGUAAAUCUGCUAGGCAUGACGGAUAUCAGUUCCAGUGCUCUGGCAAAGACUGCGCUUCUGUUGAUGCUGGCUUAGCGUACUGUAUAUCUUUCUUUGCGGCUGAUGCCACAGGUGAAACUGAGUUUGUGAUGUUUGAGAAGGUUGCGGCAGGAGCGGUUGGCAAGCAGCUACUACCCUUGAUGCGGCAGAGAUACCCAGGCCAUACCACAGUUGGUCAGCUAGCACAGGUUGCUAAGCGCGAUACAACUAUUCCGUCGGAGAUUGAACGUCUUGUUGGACAGAAGUACAGGCUUCUGGUUUCCAUAUCCAAAAAGUGGAACUCAGGCAAUAGUGAGAACUUACGUUUCCAGGUCUGCAGGAUUGAAGAGACCUAUAAGCCUCAGUUACCGCCACUUUCUCUCUUAGAAUCUCAUGGGGCUCAGUCAUCCUCCAGCAGUUCAGGCCCUAGGCUCCCACCUCUAGGCGCAAAUUUUAGUCAGAUCGCUCGUGGUGCAAAUGCAACACCCCCUCCGCGUGGGCCAGUGACUCCGGCUAAAGGGGCGUCCACUCCUAAGCGUGGCGCUAGGCGCUCUUUGUUUCCAAGCCCUUCUAAAGAUAGGUCGCAGCUUGAUAAGGAUAGUGCCCUUGCUGCCGAUGGUGUCCUUGCACCUGGCGAAGAGACGGCAACUGAGUCCCUGGUGCAGACUGCUUCUGAUGAUGCCAUCGCUGUUGGUGGAGACAAAGAUGAACAAACAGUGGUUCCUAAGCCUAAAAGGAACACCAACUCCACCAAGUCAGGUGGGUUAGCCAAGAAACCGAAGCUGUAGCCAGUGGUCUGCUGUGCUUGCGGGCAUCGCCUGUAUAUAAGCCUGUAUAUAAGGUCCUCGUUUGUAUGGCUCUCGCUUCGUGCUUUGGUUCCUGAUGUAAGCUAUGCUCGCAUGAACCGCACGAAAAACCUAUCAAUGUCUUAGUGUUGCUCACGGCCAAGGCAGCUUCACUGCCGAGCUGUUGAUCUGGAAUCAUCACCUUGCCACGCAGCGUUGUUCCCUUUGGGUUCUAUGGUUGCGGCCAAGCUAAUGUGAUGCUUUUGCUACACCGCCUCCAUGCUGCUGCUGGGUGUGCCUCGUUUGCUGCAGCGUGUUCCUUGUGUGGUGACUAUGUAACUGGCUAUGUAGUUUCUGUUGCGUGUAAGAGGAUGCUACACUAAAGCACACUUUGUAGGUACACCCUCUGCUAGCAGGGGAGGAGCCCUACAGUCCCAUGUGCCCAUCUCGUGGGCUAAGCUUAGACUAAACUUAUGUGCUUCUAUGUAUCGUACAGACUGUUGACUGAAACUCUGUUCCAUAUGGUGCUAUGUGUGUUGUCA